This is a messenger RNA of Charadrius vociferus (killdeer), 1580 nucleotides long. RefSeq names its product acid phosphatase 2, lysosomal (gene ACP2). Gene Ontology annotation, biological process: lysosome organization; dephosphorylation. The coding region runs from base 1 to 1068 and encodes 355 amino acids. The record is from RefSeq and is a predicted model, not a curated record. Lineage: Eukaryota; Metazoa; Chordata; Aves; Charadriiformes; Charadriidae. The transcript is spliced from 9 exons. Gene Ontology annotation, cellular component: lysosome. Gene Ontology annotation, molecular function: acid phosphatase activity.
AUGACCGUUUGUCACCUGACUCAGCGACAAGCUGGAGCCCUGGCAAAAGGUGCUGAAGAAAGCAUUCUGUCCCUGUCCUGGCAGAUCUUCAUCCGCAGCACAGACUGUGAUCGGACGCUGAUGAGUGCGGAGGCCAAUCUGGCAGGCCUGUAUCCCCCCGAGGGACACCAGAUAUUCAACCCUAACAUCUCCUGGCAGCCUAUCCCUGUGCACACAGUGCCUGAGUCCGAGGAAAGGCUACUGAAGUUUCCUUUGACCCCCUGUCCACGGUAUGAACAGCUACAGAAUGAAACACGGCACUCGGCAGAAUACAUAAAUAAGACCAAAGAGAAUUGGCAAUUCCUGCAGAUGGUGGCAAAUGAGACUGGGAUCCGGGAUGUCUCUCUUGAGUCUGUUUGGAGUGUGUAUGACACACUGUUCUGUGAACAAGCACACAAAAUGGAUUUGCCCGUAUGGGUGACACCGGAUGUCAUGACUCAGUUGAAGCAACUAAAAGACUUUGGUUUUGAAUUUCUCUUUGGGAUCCACAAUCGGGUAGAAAAAGCUCGUCUGCAAGGCGGGGUCCUGCUGGAUCACAUAAGGAAAAACCUAACCAAAGCAGCGAACAUUUCUGCCCGCCAGAACCUGAAACUACUUGUCUAUUCAGCGCAUGACACCACACUUGGGGCACUGCAGAUGGCUCUAGAUGUCUACAACAAGAUUCAAGCACCAUACGCCUCAUGUCAUUUAUUUGAGCUGUACCAAGAGGAUGAUGGUAACUUCUCUGUGGAGAUGUUUUUCCGCAACGAGAGUGGGAAGGAACCUUUCCCACUGACAAUCCCUGGCUGUCAGCAUAAAUGCCCACUGCAAAGAUUCUUGGAACUCACAGAUCCUGUUGUUCCCCAGGACUGGGAGCAAGAAUGCCAGGUAGCAAGCAGCAUACACGACACAGAACUGUUUGUGGGUCUGGCUGUGUGUGGAUCCAUUCUCCUUCUCCUUAUAAUCCUCCUGUUGACUGUACUCUUUCGCAUACAGUCUCAGCCCCCAGGCUACCGGCACGUUUCCAAUGAGGGAGAAGAGCAGGCCUGACAGUUGCUUCAACUCCUUCCCAGGCAGUAGGGGGGAGCAGCGUUGCCCCUAAGGAUGAUUGGGCUCCUUCAGUUACUGAGCAUUCUUCUGCUUGGGCCAUUGCUUCCCAGAAUGAAUCUGGACUUGAUUUUUGGAUGCUUUCUAAAGGUGACGUCCCAGAGAGAGAGAGGACUGAGCUGCUCUAAUGGAAAUGACACCUUAAUUCUGAAGCCAGUAUACUGCGUGGUGCCCCCAGUCCUCCUACAGCUUACCUAGUCUGGGAUUCCCAACGUGGCCAGUUGGAGCUGGUCCAGAGUUUUCCUCCUUUCAGUGACUGUAGACUCUACCACUCACCAUGACUGUGGCAGAGGGGCUUGGACCUCCAGCAGCUGCCACAUCCAGUGCAGUCAGGAGUUGCAUCUCUCUUCAGGGUCAGCCUGCUUUGUGUUCUUUUCUCUCAAGCCAUUGGGCUGAUGGUGGGAAGGCUGGGCUUGGAGCAGAGAGCCCAGUUCACCAGCAAUGCACGAGACUCA